This is a messenger RNA of Vicugna pacos (alpaca), 1057 nucleotides long. RefSeq names its product putative olfactory receptor 2B8. NCBI's taxonomy places the organism in Eukaryota, Metazoa, Chordata, Mammalia, Artiodactyla, Camelidae. The record is from RefSeq and is a predicted model, not a curated record. Gene Ontology annotation, biological process: G protein-coupled receptor signaling pathway. Gene Ontology annotation, molecular function: olfactory receptor activity; G protein-coupled receptor activity. Gene Ontology annotation, cellular component: membrane.
AUGGAAGUGGUGAAGCUGGGAGAAUCGGCGCCAACGAUAAGGCUCAUUCUUUUUAUUAUGUUCUUGUUCUUCUAUUUGUUAACGGUGGUGGGGAAUGUUAUUAUUAUCAUUAUUAUCCAGAUAGAACCACGUCUCCAAACCCCCAUGUACUUCUUCCUCACUAAUUUAUCCUUUCUGGAUAUCUGCUAUACAUCCACCAAUGUCCCACAAAUGCUGUCCAACAUGGUGGGGACAAAGACCAUCCCCUUCUCCAGCUGUGCUACUCAGAUGUUCUUCUCCCUCUCCUUAGGGAUGACUGAGUGUGUUCUCCUUGGUGUCAUGGCUUAUGACAGAUAUGUAGCUAUUUGUCAUCCCCUUCAUUAUACUCUCAUUAUGGACCAAAGCACCUGCAUCCAGUUGGCAGCCAUUUCUUGGUCCAGUAGUUUCCUGAGUUCCAUGGUCAUCAACAUCCUCACCUUGAGUUUGCCCUACUGUGGGCCCAAUGUCCUGAAUCACUUUUUUUGUGAAGUUCCUUCCAUCCUGAGGUUGGCUUGCACUGACACUUCACUUACUGAGAUGGCUGUCUUUAUCUUCAGUGUCAUCAUUGUCUUCAUUCCUUUUCUCCUCAUUGUUGUUUCCUACGCCCGAAUCCUUCUAUCGGUCCUCAGGAUGCGAUCAGCCUCCGGGAGGCACAAGGCACUGUCCACCUGUGCUUCUCAUCUGACAGUGGUGGCCUUAUUCUAUGGAACUGGCAUCUUCAUGUACAUGAGACCCCAGUCAAAGUCCUCCAGAGCUGGGGGCAAGAUCAUCGCGGUGUUCUAUACUGUGGUCACACCCAUGCUCAACCCCUUGAUCUACAGUCUAAGGAACCAAGAUGUAAAAGGAGUUUUAAGGAGAGCUGUUGUGAAACAGAGGACAUGAGAGCUCUUAGUGCGACACUGAGGUUAACUGUUAACCGAAGAUAAUGGACUUUCCAAUAUGAAAUGAUAGAAUAAAAAAUGGCUGAGACAGUCAGCAUCUGCCCUAUCGUUCAGAAAAGACACUUGGUUCCAGCUGCAGACUCAACAAGAAACAUGUC